CUCUAUAUAUACUAAUAACUUUUGAUUUUUUUGGGUGAAAUUUGUUAUGUUGGCUACAUACAUGGCUCGUAAAUUUACGGUGGUUAUAGCCUUAUUGACCACCUUGACCGCCAUGGGCCACCGACUAAGAAGCACUGAUACCGCCAUUAGUGAUGAAAACGGAUGGGAGGAUGCUCACGCCACAUUUUACGGUGGUUUGAAGGGCGAAGAAACCAUGCAAGGAGCAUGUGGGUACCAAAAUCUAUUCGAGCAAGGCUACGGUUUAGAGACGACGGCUCUAAGCACGGUUUUGUUCAAAGACGGAGCCACGUGCGGUGCAUGCUUCGAGCUUCGAUGCGUCAACGAUCCACAAUGGUGCAUCAAAGGAGCCGGAACUAUACGCGUGACAGCCACCAAUUUCUGCCCACCAAACUACACCAAAACCGUAGGUGUUUGGUGCAAUCCACCGCAGAAACAUUUCGAUCUUUCGCUACCGAUGUUUCUCAAGUUCGCUAAGUACAAAGCCGGGAUCGUUCCGGUGCAAUACAGGCGAGUUUUAUGCCCCAAAAAACAAGGCGGUGUCAAGUUCCGGUUAACCGGAAAUCCUUAUUUCUUGAUGGUUCUUGUUUUCAACGUUGGACGUGCUGGUGUUGUGACCGAGGUUAAGGUGAAAGGUUCGAAGACCGGUUGGAUUCAGAUGAGGAGGAACUGGGGACAGGUUUGGGAUACCGGUACGGUGUUAACCGGACAGAGUUUGUCGUUUUCGGUUGCUGUCAGUGAUGGGAAACGUUUGAAGUUUGAUAAUGUUGCUCCACCUAAUUGGCAGUUUAAUCAAACUUUUGCUGGCAAGAGUAAUUUCUAGUUGGAAAAUUCAUUUCUUUUAAUGUACUUUUGAACAAAAAUCAUUGUUAUCUCUAAAACUUUAAAAUAUAGUUAUGGCCUUGUGGGGGUAUUUUAUUA
Eutrema salsugineum is the source of this 939-nucleotide messenger RNA. RefSeq names its product expansin-A23. The record is from RefSeq and is a predicted model, not a curated record. Gene Ontology annotation, biological process: plant-type cell wall organization. The transcript is spliced from 2 exons. NCBI's taxonomy places the organism in Eukaryota, Viridiplantae, Streptophyta, Magnoliopsida, Brassicales, Brassicaceae. Gene Ontology annotation, cellular component: extracellular region. The coding region runs from base 47 to 841 and encodes 264 amino acids.